Messenger RNA from Ostrea edulis (European flat oyster), 4497 nucleotides. Its product is annotated as protein crumbs homolog 2-like. Gene Ontology annotation, molecular function: calcium ion binding. The transcript has 15 exons. Gene Ontology annotation, biological process: heterophilic cell-cell adhesion; establishment or maintenance of epithelial cell apical/basal polarity. The record is from RefSeq and is a predicted model, not a curated record. NCBI's taxonomy places the organism in Eukaryota, Metazoa, Mollusca, Bivalvia, Ostreida, Ostreidae. Gene Ontology annotation, cellular component: plasma membrane; protein-containing complex. Bases 2151 to 3809 code for a protein of 552 amino acids.
UGUAUCACUGUCAAUAUUUGGUAAUGAAAGGUUUUGAUUCAAAAUUUUCGUUAUCUUCACCUUUCAUGUACUGCAUUUUCGAAAGAAAAAAAAUCACAGGGUCAAACACGAUACCAACUGAACUUAGUUCUUUGAGUUUAAGGAACAGACUUUGUAAUUUGGAAGGUACAUUAUCUGAGUCAAAAGUUUCAGGACAAGACGGCACAUGUUGAGUUCAUUUACAAAGUCUACGUCAUGAAAAAAUAAAUUUAAUACAGUUAAAACUAUUAUAAACAUAAUUUCCGUGAAGAAUAUGCAGAAUAUUAUGCAUUUUCCCAAAAUAAAGACAACGAACCGUGAGUAGGACAACUACUUCCGAUUAACCUCUGGUCGUUAUCCUCACUUUUUCAUUAUCAUCCGUAACCCAUGGCGAUUUAAAGGGCCUGUGAUGGACACAAUUCAUAAUGACAGAAUUCGCUCCGUAUUCUGGUAUUGAAAAAUGCAAGUAUAGACUAGCUUUGUUUUUUCUCUCUCUCUUUCAAAUCACGUAUUCAAAACUUUCAAUAGAACAGAGUAAAGCUUUGUGUGAAUUGUCUAUUGACGUAAGGUAAAAGUGGAUCAAGUGAUACAUUGGUACAGUUUGUCUUCUAUAUGAACGAUGGUAAUUACUGUGUUUACAUCCGUGUGUAUUUGGUGGUAGUUCAUCACAUUUACGUUCUUUGAUUUCAGGCUAGUUAGACUCCCUACUUAAUACUAUGCAGCAUAUGAAACACAGUGCCCAUUGUCUUGAUACAGUGAACUUGUCUUCGAAAAGGGGUACUUAAAGUUGGGUCGUUGGUAUGUUGGUAUCCCCCCCCAGAAAUGUGACCCUCAUGGACAAGAUGGAACCAUUUAGGGAAUUAAAAUCUUUAUAGAGAAGUUGAUUACCUGCUUCAUGGAUUUUAAACACGUGUCCCGAUAUUUUUUUUAAUCGGAAACUUAGUUUCCACAAUAUCAAUUGGUUCACAAAGAUUAUACUCAAUUGCGUAGAUAGCGUUGGAACUUUUACAAUGUUAGCGAACAUGUUAGUUCAAAGGGGGCGAUAUUUUGAGGUUAAAUGACUGUGUUUCCAUGUUAAUUCAACAAGAUGAACACGUGUGGUUAUUUACAAAGGGGAAUUUUAAUGGAUUUCUUGGAAAUUCCGUUGCACUUUUUUCUCUUUAUUGAUCUACGUCCCAUUUAAGAAUAGUUCACCAUCUACAAUCAUACGAAAAGUAGAAUGCGGUUUGAUUCAUGCAUGACGGGUAAGUUAGAAUAACAGUACUCUGAUUUGCACCAUCCCGCCUGUGGAUUAUGUGAAAAAUUCAUAGUUCAAACGGCUAAGACCUAAGUUCAAGCUGAAAAGUUCUUUGUUCAGAUUACAAUAUGGUUUAUGAUAGUUCGAAGUGGAAGUCUUCAGGAACUAAAGCUGUUUCCACGUUUGCGAAAGCGACGUCCACCCACUUGCUAGAUUGCUGACACCCUGUCAUGAUAUUAUACCUAUAUUUUUACAUGUACAAAUAUAUAAGUUGAAUUUGAACUGACUACAUCUAGAAACAGAUAUUGAAGUAAAACUUAAAUUGACAUCCUCUGGAGAAUGUAAUGAUGAAUUCAACAAAUUAUAUUAAGGUAAGUCUAAGGAUUUCAAAUUUUAUACUAGAAAACCUACUGCAAUGUUAACUACAGUAACUGAUUUAGUAGACUGAUUCAGUGUUCCUCCAAAAAUCUCCGUAAAAGUAAAAAUAACGAAAUAUGAUCAAUUUCAUAACUCCUAUAAAUUAAUAGUAGGGCAAACACGGAUCUAGAUGUAGCAAAAGGUGUCUAAGAGAAGUCCUAUAUUUCAUUUCAUUUUUCUCUGAUGAAUUUGUAGUUUUCGUCAAAAAAGUGUUAUUACCAACGUCAGAUUACUUCAUAAAAUAAUAAAAUAUCAACCAUGACUGCAAAUAUACAAGGAAGAAAUUGAAAUUGGGUAAGUUGGAGUUAAUGUAAAAGUGGGAGGAGUCAAGAUAUAGAUUUCUUGGAUUUGUGUCACUCAAAGUACGUGUACGUUAUAACCACCAUACAAUAACUAUUCAUUUAACCAAUCACCGCUCUCAAAAGUAUGUUUAAACAAAUAAAUAAGAGAGAACAUUGACUGCUGGUAUACUGGGAUCAUGAUGCGCUGUUUAGAGAUCCGUUUUGCUGCCGUUGUACUUAUUGCAGUCAUCAAUGGAGUGGAUACAAAAUCAAAGUUAUUCCGUCUGAUCAGAGUAAGAAAUGCCUGUCGGAAUAGGAAUAUUUGCCAGAAUGGUGGAACCUCUAUUUCCUCUGCUAAAAGUUGGAUGUAUUGUAGAUGUAAGUGCCCGGAUGGAUACUUUGGGCGAGUCUGUCAAAGACACGAGCCACAAACAGAACAGUGUGUUACCGAUCACUGUGCUUCUUCUCCGUGUAAACAUGAAGGGAAUUGUACAUCAGGUUCAACAACGUUUUCGUGUCAGUGUGCACAUGGCUAUAAAGGAAACACGUGUGAAGACAUCGAUCACUGUGUUUCUUCUCCCUGUCAACAUAACGGAACGUGUACAUCCGGUCCAACUACGUUCUCAUGUCAGUGUGCAGAUGGCUUUAUCGGAGUCACGUGUAGAGACAUUGAUCACUGUGUUUCUUCUCCCUGUCAACAUAACGGAACGUGUACAUCCGGUCCAACUACGUUCUCCUGUCAGUGUGCAGAUGGCUUUAUCGGAGUCACGUGUAGAGACAUUGAUCACUGUGUUUCUUCUCCCUGUCAACAUAACGGAACGUGUACAUCCGGUCCAACUACGUUCUCCUGUCAGUGUGCAGAUGGCUUUAUCGGAGUCACGUGUAGAGACAUUGAUCACUGUGUUUCUUCUCCCUGUCAACAUAACGGAACGUGUACAUCCGGUCCAACUACGUUCUCCUGUCAGUGUGCAGAUGGCUUUAUCGGAGUCACGUGUAGAGACAUUGAUCACUGUGUUUCUUCUCCCUGUCAACAUAACGGAACGUGUACAUCCGGUCCAACUACGUUCUCCUGUCAGUGUGCAGAUGGCUUUAUCGGAGUCACGUGUAGAGACAUUGAUCACUGUGUUUCUUCUCCCUGUCAACAUAACGGAACGUGUACAUCCGGUCCAACAACGUUCUCAUGUCAGUGUGCAGAUGGCUUUAUUGGAGACACGUGUGAAGUGAUACCUAAACAUAGAACUUGCAUGGAGAUAUUACAACAUUACGCAAACACGAAAGGAAAAGAUGGGGUGUAUCCGAUAUAUAUAGAUGGUCAACAAAAGAUGGUGUACUGCGACAUGACAACGGAUGGAGGGGGGUGGACGAGCAUCCAAAAAAGAGUGGAUGGUUCCACCGAUUUUUAUAGAAAUUGGGACAAUUACAAAACUGGAUUUGGAGACCCAUUCACGAAUUACUGGAUUGGAAAUGAUGCAAUCCACAUUUUGACUACGGAGAAUGGUCAGGAGCUCCGAGUGGAUCUUAUGAGCUUUACUGGUGAGAAAGUGUAUGCCCUGUAUUCCAUGUUCCACGUUGGGAAUGAGGCCAGUAAAUACAAAUUCAGUGCCUCGGGAUUUUCCGGAACGGCGGGAGACGGUUUUGAGUUAACCAAUGGAAUACGCUUCUCUACAUACGACCAAGAUAAUGACAGUCACGGCGGUGUUAAUUGUGCGUCAGUACUUCAAGGUGCUUGGUGGUACAGCAGAUGUUCUUCCGCAAAUCUGAACGGGAAGUACGACGCCACAAACUUGUAUUGGGAACCUUGGGAUACAGAGUCCCAAAUAAAAGAGAGCAUGAUGAUGAUCAGACCAAAGAAAUAAAAUAUCAUAUGUUUCAUAACUUUCCUUUUUGUAAGACAUGCACACACAUACAGCCCGCAUCUCACUUACCUAUAUGUUAUGCUUAUGAGGCAGCCUUUAUUCAAAAGCUUCUACAUAAGAAGAAAAAAAACCUAGCUGUGACACUCAACUCAACAUUUAAAUAUAUCGACGACGUUAUCUAUUUACAAUAAUCAAUUCCCACGGAGUCCUCCAUAUGUGCUUUGAUAUUUUAUUGAAAAAUGGAUCUUAACGGCAAAGAGCAAGGUACAUUAGGGCCAAUAUUUCGCCAUAAAAUUAUGAAAAAUUUAAAAUGUGGUUUCACUUGGUUUAAUCAUUAUGAUUAUGCACUAGGGCAUUGGCCCUGAUGAUACAUGUGGAAAUUAGUGACGUAAUAUGUUCUGUGACGUCAUUUUCCUUAUCUCCAAUUGACAUGAUUUACCGAAAUCGCCGAAAUUAGCCGUUUUUUAAUGCCUUUGAAACCAUUUUUAAGAUGGAACACAUGCAAAAACCACAAAGAUGUUUUGUGUACAAAUUAAUCAUGUUGAAAGCCAGUAAUGAGCAAAAUUUCGACUUGGUUGGUAAAUGAGCAGACUAUUAAAUUUAACGUUUGACCAUUUCCCGCGUUCAUAUGUAAUACAAAUUUCAACGUUGAUGGUGUUCAUAUAUACAAGUUCAAUGAAUAAAUAAU